AUGUCACAAAACAAGUUGCUGCCAUCAGUCUUCAAUGAUAUGGUUACACCACCAAACUCUGUCCAACGCAGAAAAUCCAAACCAAUGAUUGUUGACAUUUCAAUCAAUGAUCAAGGUGAACAAAUUUAUCAAGUUCAAAACAAUUCAAGAAAGAGAAAAUAUCAAUAUGGAGAUGAUGAUGAGAAUGAUAACGAUGUCACACCAAUUAGAAGUGCACUUGGAACCAUUUCCCCAAACACUUUGAAUCAAAAUAAAAAACAACAUAUUAUUGAUAAUGAUGAAAAAUUUAAUGGUUCACCAAACACAAGAAAGUUAGAAGGUAAUGAUAUAAACAUUUGGAGUGAAGAUGUUGAAGAAGCAUUUGAACAAGCUUUAAGAAUGAUUCCUAAGAAUGGUUUAACCAAAAUUAAAAUCAGUGGUAAAUCUUGUGGUCGUAAUGAAUUAAUUUCUGAUUAUAUUUAUCAAAAGACUGGGAAAUCAAGAACAAGAAAACAAGUUUCAAGUCAUAUUCAAGUUAUUAAAAAUUUGAAAAAAAAUAAAGAAUUAAUUGAAUUGAUCAAUAAUGGACCUUCAAAUCCUCAAGAUAUUGAAAAAUUUGAUGAAAUAUUUAGUGAAAUUUCAUUUCAAAAAUCAAUUGGUGGUUCAACAGAGUUGACAAAAUUAUCUUCAACUCCAAGAACUAGAAUUAAAAGAUCUUCACCAACAACUUCAUCAAGAAAAUCUGUCUCAUCAUCACGUCCAAGAAGAAAAACAAGAUCAAUCACAAAACCAAUUGAAUUCAAUAUGAAAAGAUUUGAAAUGACUUUUUUAGAUUUUGAUGAAUUUUCAAAUUCUCAUACUUUUACUAAAUUAUCAAGUCCAAAAUUAGAUCAAGCUCUAAGAUUAAAACCAAAUGCAAAUAUAUCAAAUAGAUUCCCCAAUUUAAAAGAUUAUCAACUCACCAACAAAUCCAAUGAUCCUGAAUUACAAAUCCCAAUAUUACAUAGUAUGGUUAAUUUAAAUUUACCCCCAUUAGAUAAAAAAACUAUUGAUGGUAAACAUGAAACAAAAUUACAAGUUGAAUUGAAAAACAUUCCAAUUGAUGAAACUAAAUUUGGUUGUUUGACAGUUAUUUAUUCAUUUGGUAAUGAAGUUAUUAGAUUAAUUGAUGAUGUUGUUUCAAUUAAACAACAAAAAAAUUUAAUGAAUCCAUUAGAAUUUAAAAAUCAUAUAUUGGAAUUACCAUUUGCUAAAGAAUUUUGGAAUGCUUUUUUGAAAAGUAUUGAAAAUAAUAUUAAUGAUUCAAAAGAUGUUGUUAAAUCUGAAACUCAAAAGACUAUUGCAGUUAAGGCUAUAACAAUGAAACAAAUCAUUUUUGUUAAAGAUCCUUCUAAUUAUUCAUCAUCAUCAACUUCAUCAACUUCAAUCCAUUCAGAUGAUAUUAGAAGUGUGCUAUUAUGGGAGUUCACUAAAUCAAAUGAUGUUUGUUCCACCACAACAAGAAGAUUAUAUUUACCAAAUCCUGAAGCUAAGAUAAAACAAGAAGAAGAGAUUCAAUAUUUAUCAAAAGUUUCAGAACCAAUUAAAGAGGAGGAGGAAGAUGAUCAAGAAGAAGAGGAAGAAGAAGAAGAAGAAGAAGAAGAAGAGGAAGAACAAGAUACAACAUUGGAAAUGCCAGUACAAGAUGAAAUAAUUCCAAUUAGUCAACCAUUAUCAGCAACAUCUUCAACAUCAACUUCAUCAUUUUCAUCAACAAAUUCCCAUCAACCAAGUAAUUUCCGUACCCAAUCAUUCCCAACCAUCAACUAUUUCCAAACUUCAAGUCAACCAAAUCUUUCCACAUCAUCAACAAAUCAUAAUCUUGGACCACAAUUAAGACGUAUGCAAAGUGAACCAAAUACUUCAAUGUAUUAUAACGAUACAACAGAAUUCCAAAGUGAUGAUUUUGCAGGUUUCCAAAACUCUUCAAAUAAUCCAAUAACUUCAACAACUUCAGCUUCCACUCCAUCAAUUAUUCAACCAAAUGUCUUCAAUUCAUUUGGAGUUGGUGCAAAUUUUAAUGGUGCAGCUGGUGGACCAACUUUGAAUCCUGGGUUUAUUCAUCUAGAUGAACAGAUUCAACAAGUUGAUCAUCAUGGUGAGAUUUUCAGUUGGUGA
Molecule: messenger RNA, 2136 nt
Organism: Hansenula anomala
Lineage: Eukaryota; Fungi; Ascomycota; Saccharomycetes; Phaffomycetales; Wickerhamomycetaceae
Gene: TEC1
Product: Tec1p
Exons: 1
Coding region: 1-2136 (711 amino acids)
Biological process (GO): regulation of transcription by RNA polymerase II
Cellular component (GO): transcription regulator complex
Molecular function (GO): RNA polymerase II cis-regulatory region sequence-specific DNA binding; DNA-binding transcription factor activity, RNA polymerase II-specific
Source: RefSeq, a predicted model, not a curated record